Molecule: messenger RNA, 207 nt
Organism: Paramecium tetraurelia
Lineage: Eukaryota; Ciliophora; Oligohymenophorea; Peniculida; Parameciidae
Exons: 1
Source: RefSeq, a predicted model, not a curated record
AUGGAGAACACUUCAAUUAAAGCCAAAGAAAAGCCUGUUAACAAGGGCCACGCUAAAUAAUAGGAACCUGAAAAUGUAAUAUUAAAAGGAAGGGGGUUUAGCUUAAUGAUAAGAGUAGUUGUAAAUAGUAUGCUCUUGGAUGGAUAAUGCAUGAAUAAAGAAGAAGAUGAAAUUUAAUUCUAAAUAAGAGACUUUAUCAUAAGAUGA